Messenger RNA from Guillardia theta CCMP2712, 597 nucleotides. RefSeq lists its product as hypothetical. Bases 1 to 597 code for a protein of 198 amino acids. The record is from RefSeq and is a predicted model, not a curated record. The transcript has a single exon. Lineage: Eukaryota; Cryptophyceae; Pyrenomonadales; Geminigeraceae.
AUGUCCCCAACAGGGUCAGCAAGCUGGUGGCCGUGGAAGUCAAGCAAACUUGAUCUCAUGGAGCGACACCUGGAUGACAUGAAGAAACACAUGGAAGAAGUCAAGGCCAACAAGGAUAAACUCAUUGCCGACAAGGAUAAACUCAUUGCCGACAAGGAUAAACUCAUUGCCGACAAGGAUAAACUCAUUGCCGACAAGGAUGCGCAGCUAGAAGAACUGAGGGCUGACAAGGAUGCGCAGCUAAAAGAACUCAAGGCCGACAAGGAUGCGCAGAUAGAAGAUCUGAGGGCUGACAAGGAGAGACUCUACGACGAAUUGCAGCUACAGAAGAUGGAAACUCUCCGAGAACUAUCGCGGGUUAAGGUCGUAGCCAACAACCGAGCUCUGAUUCAGAUCGCCGUGGCACGGUACAGCAGCAAGAGUUCUUUCACGCAAGGUUUGGAGAAGUUUGUGAAUGAGCAUUUGUUGACGGACACGAAGAUAUUGAGUGAGUAUGGCAGAGAAGUCUGUAAGAAGCUGCGAGACUUUGGCUUCCCAGGGAAGGAAGAAUCUGUUGCGAAAGAACUGGCAGACCUCAUGUCCGCCCGUAUCAAGUAA